UACCGGCAGCCUGAAACGUGUCCAGUGUAUUUAAUGUGACGUCAUCAGAAGUGGACGGUAGAUGAAGACGAAUGUAAGCGUGUUGAUCUCGCCCGGAGCAGGUUUGACAAGUCUCAAGAUGGAUUCCCUAUACGGCCAGGUAGCCAUUGGAGUAUUGGGAGGAGUGGGCUGUGGACUUUUCCUUGGCUGGCACUUCCGGGCUCGGUUCAGCAACUCUUCCAAAGACAACGGGGCGGCGAUGGGGAAUGGCAGUAGGGGUGAAACGGCCACCAGCAUCAUGGGAGAAGGAGGGGAGUUCAAAAUGAUCCUGGUGGUCCGAUCCGACCUGAAGAUGGGCAAGGGGAAAGUGGCCGCCCAGUGCUCACACGCCGCCGUGUCGGCCUAUAAACAGGUCCAGCGCAGGAACCCUGAGCUUCUGAAACAAUGGGAGUACUGUGGCCAACCCAAGGUUGUGGUUAAAGCUCCAGAUGAGGACAGUCUGAUAGAACUGCUAACCCAUGCCAAAGAGGUAGGGCUGCCUGUCAGUCUGAUCCAAGAUGCAGGGAGGACACAGAUAGCGCCAGGAUCCCGUACUGUGCUGGGAGUAGGCCCUGGAGCAGCUGAUCUUGUGGACAAAGUCACUGGACACUUGAAGCUCUAUUAGACACGAAAUAAGACUUGAAUUGAGUUGUCUGUAUUAGUUGUGUUUGAAGUAGGAUAAUCAUGGUUCACUUUCAAAUGUUUUUUUUUUAAUGGAGAAAUUGUCAUUUGGGAACUGUACAUUAAUUUUCAUUAAAAGGUCCAAACAUCA
Oncorhynchus nerka (sockeye salmon) is the source of this 790-nucleotide messenger RNA. It is a transcript of the gene ptrh2, whose product is annotated as peptidyl-tRNA hydrolase 2. The record is from RefSeq and is a predicted model, not a curated record. The transcript is spliced from 2 exons. Gene Ontology annotation, molecular function: peptidyl-tRNA hydrolase activity. Gene Ontology annotation, biological process: positive regulation of anoikis; negative regulation of anoikis. Gene Ontology annotation, cellular component: mitochondrion; cytosol. Lineage: Eukaryota; Metazoa; Chordata; Actinopteri; Salmoniformes; Salmonidae. The coding region runs from base 62 to 643 and encodes 193 amino acids.